AUGGACGACAUUCGUUGGAAGACCGAGCUGCUUAAUAACCUUGCACAGCGUAAGGACAUGAUCUUGUCCCUCGCAGAAGCCCGUACUGCCAAUACGAACGUAUCUUCAUUCAAUGAUUGUAUUCCGGGUAAAACACGCCGCCUGAAUGUUUUCGUGCAGUCUGUUUUCUCCAACAGUGUCUUCGUGAACGCGCUCCUAGACGUCUACCGCAACACUCUUGUCUCUGUCUUUCUCCGGACUCGGAAUACUGCGGUGCCAUUCUGUUUUCUGAACAUUAAUCGGUUUACCGCCUUCAAUGAUGCAAUCCUCUCUCGAAUGCGUAUAAUUUUCGCAUUCCCGAUAAUUGAACUUGGCCCCAUAAGGAAGAAUUGGAUGCGAUUCCUCGAAGAGGCUGUUACCGCCCAUGGGCCCGCGAAGAUUGGAAGAAAAGACUUGAACAGUCUGAGUGAGACGCCGCUGAAUGGUUGA
This is a messenger RNA of Aspergillus alliaceus, 468 nucleotides long. RefSeq lists its product as uncharacterized. NCBI's taxonomy places the organism in Eukaryota, Fungi, Ascomycota, Eurotiomycetes, Eurotiales, Aspergillaceae. The record is from RefSeq and is a predicted model, not a curated record. The transcript has a single exon. Bases 1 to 468 code for a protein of 155 amino acids.